GGCACGGGGCUGCCUUGGUGGGUGUCACACCACAGACCUCCUGCCUUGCACACAGUGGCUUCUGCAGAGAAAUAACAAAGAACAAUUGCAGAGAACAACAGAGCUGAAGUACCCAGAUAUGUAUCAGCAAUGCAUGGGCUCGGAGAUGAAGAGUGCAGGUGGAGAGAUGCUGUAAAACAUUCCCAGGUCUUCUUUAGUCUGCAAAAAGAACUGAAUUCUACAUAAAAUAAAAUAUCUGCCAUGGAUUUGCAGUCCAUGUUCAUGACUUUGUAUACUGCAGGUCUGGACACGAUGAGAGUGGCCCAAAUGUCUGAGAGACAGCAAUCUGCAGCAACUGAUCUGACUUCAAGAAGGAACAUUGUCAGUCUGAAUCGCAGCUGAAGACAGUGCAGCAAAAUCCCAGAAGCAACAUUAAAAACAAUGCUAAAACAAUAAACAAGCCCAAGAUUUGGGUCACAGCUGAAGUUCUUCGGAAAUCUUUUCUCAUGCUAUUCCACCUCAGAGGCGGAACAAUGGCUCUUCACAGAAGAGGGUCCUGAUGACAUCACAUCCUCUCCUAUAAGUUACGCUGCCUCCAAAGUUCAGUGAGAAAGAUCAGCCGCGCUCCGCUGCACCGCCCCGAGGACGAUGGCCGGCUCUCCUGCACUGCUCCUCCUGCUCAGCCUGGGGCUCUGCUACAUCAGCAUCCAGGGACAGAGGAACACGAUGGUGGCCAGGUUCGUUGACAGGAAUAUGAAGCACCCCCAGGAGGGACAGCGGCUGGAGCUGGAGUGCCCACCUUACGGCAUUGACAGCGGUGUCUCCUGGAUCCGACAGGACAAGGAUGGGAAACUUCACUUCAUCGUCUACAUUUCCAUGUUUUCCCGGACCACCUACCCAGGGAAUGAGAAAACAUCUUCACAAUUUGAGGGGUCAAAACAAGGCAACUCCUUUCGGCUGGUGGUAAAGUCCUUCAGGGCACAGGAUGAGGGGACCUAUUUCUGCAUCACCAAUAUCAACCAGGUGCUCCACUUCAGCUUUGGACAACCUGCCUUCUUCCCAGUCACAACAACAGCAGCAGCACUCACCACACCCGCUGUCACCACCCAGAGCAGCCAGGUCACCAAGAAGGACAUCUGCGUGCAGACCUCAGAUCCAGGAACAAGCAACAAGAACAUGCUGAAUUUCUACUGUGAGAUUUACAUCUGGGCUCCCCUUGCUGGCGUCUGCCUCGUGCUCCUUAUAGCUCUGAUUGUCACCAUCGUGCUCUGCCAAAAGACCAGAAGACGACGAUGCAGGUGUAAGAGACCUCCAAAUGGGAAGCCUGGUGCAAAACCCAGUGUGCCAACCCGACACAUAUGAUGAGCAGCUGCAGCGCCCAGCUGCUGGUCAGCAUCUGGGAGCCACUGCUGCCAAAGGCAAUCUCCCACAUAGCUACUACUCUUCAAGCAUGCUAUCCUGAGAAAUCCAGAAAGACAGCAAAGGAGCAGAGUCACACAGAGCCAGCACCUCCCUGAAGCACAGCUCUUACAGAACCAGAGCUUUUCCAUUGGAUUCCAAAGGCCCAACACCACCUUUAGACCCAGCAGAACUCUGUGGUUCCAGCAGAAGAAAGUGCUCAGUCCUGAUACAAACACCCAUUGGUGAUAAGUGGAUGGGAAAUAAGGAUAUUGACUGGACAUCUGCCCUCUUUUUUGUGGUGCUGUGCAGCCCCCUCAGAGUUUCAGAAUGGCUCAGGAUGAAUGGGGCCUCACAGACCAUCACAUCCCAACCCCAGCCAUGGGCUGGGUGCCACUAUUGGGUCAGACUGCCAAGGGCCCCAUCUAACCCAGCUCUGAGCAAAGUUUCAUCUCAUAUAACACAGGGCUGCACUGAGAAAGCAAACAUGGAUAUAAGGGCUGCACUUUUGGGGGGUUUAUACUCCUGCAGGCUGAAGUUUCCUAUUUCCCCUUUGCUCCCUUCAUCCUGCUGCUAGCCCCACACCCACUGUGCUCAGCACUUCCACCUGGGCACAAAGUGGGAUUUCCCUUCUUUCUGGAAUAAAUGGUUCAGUAUUAAUAAAUUAACAGCCUCUGUUACCUGCUUUGGCUAAGCAGGACUUUCAGCAUAUUUGGGGCACUGUGAGUGAGAGUUCUGUUUAUUGUUUCACCUCUAUGCCUGAUGUAAAUAUUUCCUCAUUACAGUGACAUGUCAACACCUGAGAUAAAAUAAAGCAAUGUUUCCAGAUAGAUUCACUAA
Molecule: messenger RNA, 2217 nt
Organism: Phasianus colchicus (ring-necked pheasant)
Lineage: Eukaryota; Metazoa; Chordata; Aves; Galliformes; Phasianidae
Product: T-cell surface glycoprotein CD8 alpha chain-like
Biological process (GO): cytotoxic T cell differentiation; cell surface receptor signaling pathway; T cell mediated immunity
Cellular component (GO): external side of plasma membrane
Source: RefSeq, a predicted model, not a curated record